AUGGGUUCUGACUCUAGUUCUAAUUCUGAGGGAUGUGAUUCUGAAGGAUAUGAUUAUGAAGAAUUACAUUUACUCAAAACUCAAAAAAAGAGAGACAUAACUGAGAAUCUAAAUGAUUACAAGGAGAUAUAUAAAGCCAUGGCCUUUAAGGACAUACCAGAAGCUAGGAAGUUUAUGAAGUUGUAUGUUCUAGCCAAUAAGAAAGUCUUAAAAUUGAGGAAGAGUGACAAAAGGAGGGUUAGAUAUAGAUGCAUUGUGGGAUGUCACUUUCUUUGUUUAAUAUCCAAAGAUGGUAAUGCAGGGGUUACUGUAAAGACAUUAGAGUCAGAACAUAAUUGUGGCACUACAUAUGAUAAUAGUACUGUUGAUUUCAAUACCAUUGCACAUUACUUUAAGGGAAAGCUACAGGAUAAUCCUAAGUAUAAGGUAAGGGAGAUGGUACUUGAUUUGAAAAGAAUUUUUGAGUUCAAUGUGAGUCAUGGGAAGUGCAACAUAGCAAAAAAAAUGAUAUUGGAGACCUUAGAUAGAAGUUUUGCAGAUAAAUACAACAAACUUAAUGUUUAUGUCAUUGAAUUGAAUGGGAAGUGCAACAAACUUAAUGUUUAUCCAGGUAGUGAUGUAGUGAUUAACAUUUCAAAAAAUGCACUUGAAAAUGGGAAAACAAAAUUCUUGAGGAUGUAUGUUUGCUUCAAAGUUAUGAAGAUGGAGUUCAAGUUAGGGUUAAGACCAUUUAUUGGUGUAGAUGGCACAUUUCUAAAAGGGAAAGUCAAAGGUCAAUUGCUAGUUGUUGUUGGACAGGAUGUACAAAAUCAUGUUUAUCCUUUGGCAGGGGCAGUUGUUGAUAAGGAAACAAAACAUUCUUGGAACUGGUUCCUACAAUUACUUCAGGGAUCUCUAGACCUUAAGGGACGAGAAAGAAUCACCUUCAUGUCGGACAUGCAAAAGUAUCUACUUCUGAUUUUUUUUCUUUUUGUUGUCAACUUGAUUCUAUCCAGUUUCUACUUCUGA
Molecule: messenger RNA, 1008 nt
Organism: Nicotiana tabacum (common tobacco)
Lineage: Eukaryota; Viridiplantae; Streptophyta; Magnoliopsida; Solanales; Solanaceae
Source: RefSeq, a predicted model, not a curated record